AUGCUCUCCACACGCCAAAACCCUGCCUUGGAAGCAAAAAUCGCCCAGAUGGCACGCACCCUCCGCCCCCUCGUACGAGUCACAAACGGUGCUCACCACCCUUCAUUCCCGCUCACAGUCCUGAACUUCCAUCUUCUGACGUCGGAGCAAUGUGAUGAACUAGCCCACCACUUUCAUCAACGCACCCCCUCUGAAUGGACGGGUCUGUAUCCUAUACAGAUCGAGUGGCGGAAUGAUGCUACUCUUGAUCAGAAGCGCCGCCGCAUAGGAAGAUUCAUUGGGCUUAGGGGCUGUGAAAGUCCUAUGGUUGUGAGGAGUGAGGAGGACAUUGAGCGCGAGGCACGGAGGGCGAGGGCAAGAGAUGAGGAUGAGGUGAUGAAGCGAAAGUUGCGGUGGUAUAGUUAA
Messenger RNA from Lachnellula hyalina, 405 nucleotides. RefSeq lists its product as uncharacterized. NCBI's taxonomy places the organism in Eukaryota, Fungi, Ascomycota, Leotiomycetes, Helotiales, Lachnaceae. The record is from RefSeq and is a predicted model, not a curated record. Bases 1 to 405 code for a protein of 134 amino acids. The transcript has a single exon.